AUGAGGACGGUAGGAGUCGUUGUUCUUCUCGUAUGCGUAGCAAAUGUCAUCGGCACAGAGAAGAAGGUUGACAAACUGCAGAUAGGUAUCAAGAAGAGAGCAGAGUCGUGCGAAACAAAAUCGAGGAAAGGCGAUGUUCUGCACAUGCAUUACACUGGUACUCUUUUGGACGGGACAGAAUUUGACUCAAGUCGCACUCGAAAUCAAGAGUUCACCUUCACAUUAGGAAUGGGACAGGUAAUCAAAGGUUGGGAUCAGGGACUUUUGAACAUGUGUGUUGGAGAACGUCGUAUUCUCACUAUUCCUGCUCAUCUCGCUUACGGGGAACGUGGAUCUCCUCCAAAAAUACCUGCUAACGCUCCCCUAAAAUUCGACGUUGAACUAUUGAAGAUCGAUCGUAAGGGAGAGCUGUAG
Messenger RNA from Necator americanus (New World hookworm), 414 nucleotides. RefSeq lists its product as uncharacterized. Gene Ontology annotation, biological process: protein peptidyl-prolyl isomerization. Bases 1 to 414 code for a protein of 137 amino acids. The record is from RefSeq and is a predicted model, not a curated record. Gene Ontology annotation, molecular function: peptidyl-prolyl cis-trans isomerase activity. The transcript is spliced from 4 exons. Gene Ontology annotation, cellular component: endoplasmic reticulum. NCBI's taxonomy places the organism in Eukaryota, Metazoa, Nematoda, Chromadorea, Rhabditida, Ancylostomatidae.